Molecule: messenger RNA, 3554 nt
Organism: Chara braunii
Lineage: Eukaryota; Viridiplantae; Streptophyta; Charophyceae; Charales; Characeae
Source: the annotation of a GenBank genome assembly
CGUGAACCGAUAGCUCUGUUUUUAUGCAUACCAUCGCCAGUUGAACUCCUGACUUUUGUGUCAACAGACACAGGUGCGUACCAGUCAGCCGCCAGGCGGGUGCGUGUGUGUUUAUGUACUUGCCCCGCACGGUUCGUUUCGAAGAAACUGGUCUGAGGUGGCGGUGUCAAUGCAGCGAGUUUCGAGACCAGUUUCGAGUCAUACGAUCGAGGUGUCAUUCUACGUCAUUGAAGGCCUUGUCCUUCGGGACAUCGAUCAAAAUCGGAACGAUACAGAAGACUAGCAUGGACCCUGCAAAUGGAUGAAGACACGGAUGACACGCACAAACCAUUGAAGGCGUUCUCGUCGUCAUGGACGGGUCGAUUUACACUGUACAAACUGCCGCUAGUGGACUGUCGAUGUCUAGAACAUUGUAAACGAGUCGGUGAAGGGACCAUGUAUGCGUACAGACGGUAUAGUCUUUCUGGAGACUGAGAUUGCUGUUCAUUCACUGUCGGUAGGCGCUCUAGUAAACAUCUUGUAAAGAGUGUGAAGACCAUUAUACUAAGUAUGCGCAGUUUGUCUAGAUGCUAUUCCAAGCACAGUGUAGAGAACAAUGUAUAUGUAUCGAGUCUAUAUAGUCUGUAUAAGCUGUGUGUAGAGACUAUAUAUGUAUAAGACAAAUGUAAAAAUCAUUAGGCUAUGUAUACAUGAACUGCACAUACUCUAUCAAGUACAUCGUGUACGAGUAAAAGCUGUAUGGCUGUGUGUAGAGACCAUGUAGAUUCUGACUAAACUGUGUGGGUAUAAGAGGAACUGUCUAUGUAGUUUCCUGUAGGACUAAAUGAUUGGCGCACAGAGAUCGUGUGGGCGAGGCUUUGUGCAAUCUAGUCGAUUGCAAACGUGGACCGAGAGAGCUGUGCCUAGAGUGUGGACACGUGUCUCGUCUCCUCUCCGAGUCUGUGAGCCAUCUCCCAUCUGUGCUGGGACCUCAGCUAUCUCCUCUGUCGGUAGGGACGACGAGCCGACGCCGAGGUAGUCAAUGUAACCCAGAAGCAGCUUGCUCGUGGGGUAUACUCGCGUCGACGCGUCCGACUGCAAUUACCUCCGCCUCGGACAGCUAUAGCGUCCACGUCGGAGCCGACUUAUUCGUGAGUGAGCAUUUCCAUGUCGAGGGAUUGGCUCAUAGCACACUCGUUGUCUUGGUCUAGUUUAUAAAUAGAUACACAACAGAUAAUUAGCUUAGAAUGACGGAUAAAUCUAUCCCCCCCUUCUCUCUCUCUCUCUGUUAGGAAAAGAAAAGAAAAAGGCUGGGCAGACGAAUAGGAGCUAACGAGAAGGAAAGGAGGGAGUCAGAGAGUCGAAAAUGGGAGUCGUACGGAGAACAUCUUGGCAAAGCGGCAUCGCCGCGCUGUGUUGCCUCUUCUCCGCUGCGGCUAUCUUCUCUGUGUGUCUUCUGCUUCGCGAUGUGAAGAUGACGGCCCGCUACACACUCACGGGGGUUCAAGUUGGUUGUCAGUCGUUUCAGCUAGAGCGAAGGAGAGAGGUGGGAUUUGGAGGAAUAGGAGUAAGCGGAGUACUAGUAGGUAGCGACACCUCAACAGCUUGUCACAAGGAAAGGGACUUGUGUGGUUUCCAUGCUUCAGAGAUCGAGCGAAUUAUCUCCCUUCCUCAUGGCAAGAAGAGUAGGGAGAAGCGGUUCUGGCUGGAUGGGCAAUGGCGUAAUUUGAGGAGUGCAUGGAAGAUCAUAGACAAGAAGAGGGCGAAGUACGUAUGCAUGAUCAUGAGUGUCCAGGAGGAGGUUCCUUGUCUCAGGAAAGAUGAAUGUUUGUUACCAUUGUACGUACGUCCCAACGCCUCCGAUCUGAACGUCGUUCGCCAGCUUUUUGAGCAUCAAGAAUACAGCUUCGUUGCGGACUUCCAUCCCAAGACGAUACUCGAUGCUGGAGGGAAUGUAGGGAUGGCGUCUGUCAUCUUCGCUACACUCGACGGGGAGGACACUAGAGAGGACGACCGGAUCCUGCGAUCGGCUAGGCGCCCGAUUGCCCAUUUGGCUUUAGGACCAGAGGGCGACAGAUACCUGUUCCGCCGGCGUAGGGAGAGGCUGCAGCAGCAGAGGAGAGCUAGAGCAACAGUGGCUAGCAGGGCGUUUGUAAGCGAAGCCGCAGCUUCGGUAGCCAUGGCCACUUCUGCGCAGCAAAGUUCCCAGGCUAGCAGUUCUGGAGCUGUAGGGUCAACGGUCGCGCAGACCCAGAGUCAGUCAACUGGCGUAAUGGCGAGCCAGCCCUUAGUGAUGACUCCCGAGGAGGUCGCCAUACAGCGAGCUGCUGAUCGCGAGGCACAACUACAACAGGCGUUGGGAGAGAUUAAGGCUGAGAAAGAGAGAAUGAUUAGGAGAAGAGCCAGGAUGCAGCGGAGGCAAGCGGACGUUGGUGAGUUAGAGGAGAUGGACACUACAGAGAUGGAGGAUGACAUGAGGACCAUACGGAAUCAGUUGGCUGGUGAGGCCAACAUCAAUGUGCACAACUUUCCCUUGUUCAGCAAGAAGGCCCUAGACCUUGAGGCAAAGAUAGGGCAUGGACAUAAUCCCACAACGGAUGGUAGGAAGAAAACACUGCCUCCCAACUGGAAGGCGAAGGCCCCGAAGGGUCGCAUUAUGUUUGUCGAUAACGAUGGUUCAACCAUCGAGUUAGACGACAACUUCCAGGAGGGAGUAGGUUCAGAGGAUGGCAGCGGGGAAGCUUCAGGGGGUGGAGUAGUCGCUGCCGUAGCUCAAAAAGGCGAGCCGGUGAAAAUGCCGUCGGAGAUAGAGGGAGUAGUUGCUAAAUACCCUGAUCUAUUUGAAGAGCUGACAGGGGUUGUUGAGAGGGAGGUCGUCCACACGAUAGAGAUUAUCCCAGGGUCUAGCAUCCCGAAGGGUAGGAUCUACCGGAUGUCUCCAAGCGAGCUUGACGAGCUUCGCCGACAACUCAAGGAACUCGUAGGAAAGGGUUGGAUCCGACGGAGUGGUUCUCCUUAUGGUUCACCAGUCCUAUUCGUACCAAAGAAGAAGGAAGGAACACUUAGGAUGUGCAUUGAUUAUAGGGGCCUCAAUGCCAUCACUGUCAAGAACAGAGAGCCCCUACCGCGCAUCGAUGACUUGCUAGAUAGAGUGCAAGGGUGUCGGUACUUCAAUAAGAUAAAUCUGAAGUCCGAGUACCAUUUGAUUGCAAUCCGGCCCGAGGAUCAACACAAAACCGCUUUUCAGACCAGGUACGGUCUGUACGAGUUUGUGGUGAUGCCUUUCGGCCUUUGCAAUACUCCUGGCACCUUUCAACACGCUAUGAAUCGGACAUUUCAUGACUACUUGGAUAAGUUUGCCAUCAUGUACCUCGAUGACAUACUUAUUUUUAGUAAGACUGUCGAGGAGCAUGUUGCGCACUUGGACAAACUCCUGAGUCUUCUGCGACAACACAAGUUCAAGAUCAACAGGAAGAAGUGCGAGUUUGGCCGCAUCCGUGUCUUGUACUGAGGUCAUGAGAUUUCCGCGCAGGGAUUAAAGCCCGAUGACGCGAAGGUGGCUAGCAUUCGUGACU